GGAAGAGUUGAUUCUUCAAACUUCUCUUGAAAAUACUAGGGCAUUCACACAGUACAGUAGUGUAGUCAUCCUUAGUAAAUCCUACGGAUUUGAAAUGCUCAAUCUUGGGCAAAAGGGUAUUUUGAGGAUUACACAACAGGACUGGAGGGCAUUUUCGGAUUAAUUUUGAGAUCUGACUUUCUGUGAAUCCGUGGGUUUUUAAGAACGAAAGCACAGAUUCUGGUUUAUCCGGGGAUUCGAACUUCAUAUAAUUGGAAGCUGAGAGAGCCUUUUCUGGAGCAAAACCACAUCUAUCUACAAGAUAAGAUGCCACAAAUGAAGCUCUCUUCUUCGCUAGGCCCAAGGAUUCAUCUCCAGCUUUUGUUCGAUACAACUUAAAAACAGUGAGCGAAGAUCUAGCAGAGGACCUGACAUGCGGAAAUGUCUUAAAAAUGAAAUUGAACAUUUGAGAUAUACUGGUUAGCUCGAUUCAAAAUCAAAGCUCUCCGGAAAAAGUGAAUGAACAAAUGUGAUUUUGAAGAGAGGCAGCAGCGAAUGGAUACUCUUCGCUACCGACACAAGGGUCGAGCUACGCCAGACAGAACACAGAAGUCUUCCCCAAAAAAACUUCCGCAGCAAAGAGGCAACAACAAGAAAUAAUCUCCGGCGACGCUCCAUCUCCGUUGACUGCGACGGAGAGACACCUCCAUCUUGCCAACAAUAUUUCACAUUUUCACCUCCAUCUUCUUCAACACUCUAGAAUAUGGAUUUCUCCAACUUACCACUAGUGUGUCAUUGAGGGGAUUAUUUGAGGAAGCUGUAGGAAUACGCUAUUAAGGUGGUAGGAAACAAAUUGUAGUUGUUUCUUGUGGCACAUGUAUGCUAGAGAUGUUGCAAAAAAUAUAUGAAGCUAUAGAGAUUCCUUCGAACCAUUCUUUGCAAGUGCAGGUGAAAUAUCCCCUUCAAUUCACAGGGAUCAUACAUGUUUAUGCCACUUGAUGAUGAGGAAGUUGUCACGGGAUCGUGGACGAUAGUUCAGAUGACUAUGUCCAUAAUGGAGAUAUAUAUUGCAGAUUCCAUAGGUGACGCUUCUAUAACUCCGUCAACAUCAAAUGAUGUUGUAUCUAGACAUGGUGUCAAUGCAGCGGACUCCUCAAAUGAUGUUGUUCUGGAUAUGGUUGUAGAGGAGGAUGAGAGGUAUUUGCACAAUAGUGCAUCCUUUUUGGAUGGCCAUGUAACCGAUGAUGAUGCUGAUGAAAACAUCAAUGAUGAUGGAAUGACAAAAUCAGAUGAAGAUGAUGGUGACACUGUGACCGGAACUGCCCCGUCUAGCCACUAUACUAGAUUAUAUGAUCUCCCAUUCGGCUUUGAUGAUGCGUGGAGGAGUGGAACAUGUGUGAAAAGGUUUGCACCAGACGUUGAGUUUGAGGUUGGGCAAUAGUUUGACAACAAAGAACAACUCAUAAAUAUGGUGAGAUUGUAUUCCAUCAAACACAACCAAUUUUAUCGUGUGUUGGAGUCAAAUAAACAUAAAUGGGUUGCAGAGUGCAAGAGAAAGAAGGAACAUGAUUGCACUUAGAGAAUCGGGCCACAAAGAAACAUGCAAGCCUUGACAUGUUCACAGUUGUGCUGCAAGUUCACAGUCAUAUUGCGUUUGCCGAUACUAAAGAGAUUUGAUGUAGCUGCACAUUUCAGUUGAGGUAGUGCCACAAUUGAAGAUCUUCAUAAGCUGGAUAGGCGUGGGAAGCCUACAUAGGAUUGGUCGCUCAGACAUGUCCGAUACGUGGCUAUAUGGGAGAGGCGAGUGGAGCUUGUUGUGGCAGGGACGCCGACAUUAGUCCCAUCUGUUUCUGUAGACUACAUGAGAUGGUAUUACAGCAUCACGUGGUUGUUUGUCUCUCUUUCUUUCAGACUCCCUGUUCACCAUUAUCAGCCUAGUUCCAUACUUCUAUGGCUUUGCGCUUGACGACACGGGCGUUGCAGCGUAUGCAUGAGCGAUACGCAUGACGUGGGCACGUAUGACCAGGUUCUGACGAGCAUUGCGUCCUUCUGUUCGGAUGUGUUGGGGCGAGUAGACUAUGGCCAUCUCAUGCCCUCUCAGGAGUCUAUGGCAUCGACAUCUACUGCAGCAGUGACAGAGUUGUUGUUCUACCACGUCAGCAUAUGCGUCAACAACCAUAGCUCCAUGACCACGACAACCAAUAACACCUUGAAAACUUGUAGUUUGUCUCCAUUAUUGGACUUAUUCAUGUACCCCGAAUGUUGUAGAAUUUUUUGAAUCUGUGAAACACUUUACUUUCUGACAUACGUCCAC
Messenger RNA from Cuscuta epithymum, 2293 nucleotides. Lineage: Eukaryota; Viridiplantae; Streptophyta; Magnoliopsida; Solanales; Convolvulaceae. The record is from the annotation of a GenBank genome assembly.